Molecule: messenger RNA, 4638 nt
Organism: Closterium sp. Yama58-4
Lineage: Eukaryota; Viridiplantae; Streptophyta; Zygnematophyceae; Desmidiales; Closteriaceae
Source: the annotation of a GenBank genome assembly
AUGGCCGACUCAUGGCUGAGAGUGUCUCGGGAGUACCGCGCUGCGGGCAUCCUGCCGUACAGCUUCGACAGCGACGGGCGGCUGCUCUUUCUGUUCCAAGCAGAGGCGAGCAAGAAGAAACCGCACGGGCGGAACGGGGUGCGGCGGAACACGCGACGAGGGAUUGGGGCAGAAGGGGAGGACACGACGACCGCUGCUAACGGCGCGGAUGGCGCGGACGACGCGGACGACGCGGAUGGCGCGGGCGACGCGGAUGGCGCUGAUGACGGCGAUGGGGGCGAUGGCGCGGUUGGCGGCGGCGAUGGCGGUGCGGAGGAAGACCGCGCGAGAACAGGCGAUGAGGAAGCUGAUCGCUUGAUGUGCGCGGAUGCCCGUUGCGCGCAGGAGAGCUCGUGCGCGGGCGCCCGUUGCGCGGAGUGGAGCUCGUGCACGGGAGGCGGGGGAAGAGCGCAAGGAUGUUCGAGUGCUCCGCGCGCGGGAGAAGCGGGGGAGACGAGCGGAAGCGGUGGCGAGGGGAAAAAUGAGGGGAGCGGAAGGGGAGUUGCGGAAGUGGAGGGUGGGAGAAGGAAUGAGUGCGGAGAUGAGGGGCGAAUCGGAGCAGAGAGGAGUGGGAGAGGAGGGGAAGGAGGAGUGAAGGGUGGGAGAGGUGGGGAAGGAGGAGAGAAGGAUGGGAGAGAGGAGAGUGAUGGGCGAGAGAGUGAACGAGAGAAUGGGAAGCAAAAAGGUGAGCAACAAGAGAAUGGGAAGCUGAGGAAGGAGGAGCAAGGGGAGUGGCAGCAAGAGAAAGAGCAAAGGCAGGGGCAGCAAGAGAAGGAGGAGCAAGGAGAGGGGAAGCAGGGGAAGGAGGAGCAAGGAGAGGGGAAGCACGAGAAGGAGCAACAAGCGAGGGAGGAAAAGAGGAGAAAGAAGAAGGAAAACAAGAUACAACAAAGGGAGAAGCAGAAACAGCAGAAGCGGGAGCAGCAGCAACAGAAGGAGCAGCGGCAGCAAGAGCGCACGGGGCCGGUCUAUCUGAUGGACUUUGGCGGCAAGAUAGAGGUGCAAGACAACCAUGCACCCGCUCUCACCGCUGCUCGGGAGUACGUGGAGGAACUUGAGGCUGGCUGUGAGAAGCUGGAGGGCGCCACGUGGCAGAAACGCGUUGCUGACGUGGCAGCAGCUCUGGACCAAUCAGAGGCGUUCUAUUGCCGGGCUAGCAAGUAUGUCCUCUUUCUGUGCAACGAGAGGAGCCUCAGGGAUAGCAGCAGGGAUGUGACAGUAGGCAGUGUGACUGAAGGUGAAGCUACUCCAGAUGGCGUGACAGAAACUAGUGCAGCUUGUCACUCCGACACAGCUGAAGCACCAGUAACAGCUUUAACUGCCGCUCAGCUAAGCAGCAGGUGGGUGGAGGCAUCAGCUGUGGUGGAUCAUCUCUUAUUUUCUUGGGAGGAUAUCCUUCGCGCUGGUUGUGUCUUGAGCCCGUCUCUUGACUUUUCUCACAUGGAGGUCCUUAGCGGCACGUUCGGUGAUCCAAUGAGCGGCAUUCGCAACGCGGCUGAGGCCCGAGCGGAGAUCGCGCGAAGAGUCGUUUCUAAUUUGCGAUCCGGCGCACACCCCAAUCUUUUCGCAGAACCCAACGAAUUUUCCGACCUAGUAGAAUUUGCCGACGAGGCAAACUGGACCGACUCGAAUCGCUUCGACGAGGAACUUCCACUGGAAGCGGUCGGCCAUGCGGAAUGUCCUGCGAGCGCUGCGCCGCUGCGGCGAGGGAAGUCGCUGGGAUCUGCGAAGCAGAGCUGCCACGCGGACAACGGCGAUACGCUGUCGCCCAUGUCCCCGCGCAUUGAUUCCGAAACCAACGUAUGGGAAGAUUUCUGGCGUGUCGGGGGUGUUGCCGGUGCGGGGGAAGACCUUACGCGGGUGGCGCGCGCGGGUGGCGCGCGGGAAGAGCUAGCGCGGGUGGCGCGCAAGGUCGUGGCGUCCGUUCCCGCUGCCGCUUCUCCGCGCUCUCGCCGUAAUUCUCCGCCGAGCGCGUCGGAGAAUGCGGCGGAGCGAGAGGAGGGCGAAUCAGACCUGUACGGCGUGGAUGCAUCGGCCGCUACUGAUAAUGCUUACGGUAGACGUGGCGACAGCGAGGAAUGCUUUAUCGGGGAUGAAGAUUCUCCCCAUUACGUGGGAGCGGGGGAUUGGAAAGCAGACGGGCCGGGACUAUCGGCGGAGGAAGAGGAGAAUGUUAGAGGCGGCGGUUACGGCGUCGGGGAGGAGGGGAGUGAGAGUGGCGGAAUGGCGGAAGGCGAGGGGGACCUGUACGGUUACGAGGAGGAGGGCGCGGAGGACGCGAACGAGGAUGACGAAGCGGAUAAUAACGAGGAUAUGUAUGGCGGUGACGGUAGCGACGGGGAGGGGGAAUUGAGCGCGACGGAGCGGGAAGAGGGGGACCUGGGUGGGCGCGAGGGGAGUGCGGCGGGGGAGGGAGUAAGCGGGGAGGAGGAGUGCGAGGGGGAGGAUUUGUACGGCGAGUGCGGGGAUAGUGACGCGGAGGAGGGGGAGGAACAGGCGUGGGGGGACGACUGGAGCGGUGGCGCGGGCGACAUGCGGGAAUUAGAUGAGGGGGAUGCGGAAGAGCGCGGAGAGGGAGGGGAGGGAGGGGAAGGGGUGGGCGGAGAUGGGGACGUGUAUGGGGGGUGGGGAGAGGAAAUGCACCUGCAGCAGGGCGCGUGGGAGGUGGAGGAGGGAAGGCUGUGGGAGGAGGUGGGUGAGGGGAGCGAGGAGGAGAGAGGUCAGGGUGAGAGGGAGAAGGAGCAGGAAGGAGGGCGGGAAGCAGGGAGUGCAGGGGAUGGGAGUGCGUUCGUGACUUCGCCUCCACGCACCUUAGAGCCGCCGUGUGCGGAGGAUGCCCCCUGCUUGAGCACGCUCUAUCAGCAGCUGUGCCACGUGGAAGAGCGCGCUGCCGAGGAGUACCCUGGCUCUGAGGAUCUGUACGAAGCCACGUCAGCACACGCCAGUGACACGUCAGCAUUGGACGAGGCAGCAGCGGGCAGAGAAGGCACGGCGGCAGCAGAGGGCAGCCACAGAGUGGCGCGGCAUGGCGGCCUGGCCAAACCUAGCUUGUCCCAUCCUAGCCCGUCUCAUCCUACCCUCCCUCAUGCUGCCGCCCUGCCGCAUGCCACCCUGCCACAUGCCGCCCUGCAGGGCUUCCGGCAGCGGGUGCGCCUCUCAUUGGACGUGGAGGUCGAUGCUGACUCAUCCUACCUCGCCGAUGACGUCAGCGGUGACGACUUCGGCUUCACUAGCGAGGAUGCUAUUAGCGAGGCGCAGGGCAGCGAGGGGGGCGUGCCGGGCGGAGCAGCAGCAGUGGCUCGGUAUCUGGCGGAAUGCGCUGCUGAGGGCGCUGACGGGGGCGACAGUGGGGGGAGAGGCAUGCAGGAGGGGCACGAUGCAUGUGGCAGUCCCGAAUCGCACCCGGCAUUUGAUGGCGAUGGCGCUGGUUUUGGUUGUGGCUUUGAUAAUGCUGGUGCUGGUGCUGGUGGCGGUGCAUGUGACAUCUAUGUGCAUGUGCAGCGCGCACAGGGGAGCGAGUGCGAGUCCGGAGGGGAGCUAUCCGCGCACACGCUCAGCAGCAGCAGGGGUAGCAGCGCUGGGGAGGCGUCGCAUGCUGCAGGCAUGGGCAUGGCGAUGCAUGGAGGUGGGGUAAGCGGUGUGACGAGCAGCAUGAGACAUGUGGGGCUGAGCCCGCUGGGAGGAGCAGGCAGGCAGCAGGGCGAGGCGGUGGGAGUGGGUUUCAACGACCCGGCACAGGGCGUGGGAGUGGGGCAGUAUGACGGUGCUGCAUUGCUCUCCCAUGCCAGUCUCAGCCCUCACGGCCACAGCCCUCACAAGCGCAUUAGCCCUCACAGCAACAUCAGUCCACAGAGCAACGCCACGGGGGCAGUGCAGGGCGGUGCAUCCCACGGCAAGCAAGUGCAUGGCCUCUCUCCCACGGGUGCCUUUGCUCGCUCUGCCACCAUGGGGGCAGCAACGCAAGCGAUGCCUGCAGCAGGCAGAGGUGGGAGUCAGGCUGUGCGGGGUUUGCAGGUGGAGUUGCCUGGUAACUCGCCCACGGGUGCCUUUGCUCGUUCAGUGAGCACAGGGGCAGCAACGCAGGCAGUGCCUGCAGCAGCCAGGGGUGGGGGCCACGCCAUGCGGGGACUGCAAGUGGAGUUGCCUGGGAAUGGGGGUAGAGGUGGCGGUAGGAACACGAGCAGCACCAAAACCGCAGGUGGCACUGGCAAGAAGGUGAGCGCUCAUCUGACAGGCGCUAGUGGUGCUGCUGCUGCUGGUGGUGCUGGUGGUGGUGGUGCUGCUGCUGGUGGCAGUAACAGGGUGACUGCGGGUGGUGGUGCAGAGAUAGGGAACAAGGCUGCACUGAGCAAGUCCCCCUCUCGUGCUCGCCUGGCGUCGUCCCUCUCCCCACCCUCUCGGCGUAUGAAUGACCUUCUCUCUGCCUCCACCCUACCAAGAGUCCCAGUAAAGACACCCAAGGGUGAGAAGGGGGGUGGCAGUGGGACUGCUGAGGGUGGGGGUGGCAGAGGGAAGGUUGGGGGAGGGGAAGGUGGUGGUGGGGUGGGCUACACCACGGGGAGCUCAAAGGGUGUAUGUCGGCAAGUAAAGGGGAUGUAA